GAGCACAACAAAUGCAUUUUCUCAAUGUAAUGCCAAAUCCAAUGCCAAAUCCAGCUAUCAAGACGGAACCAAGAGACACAUCACCACUAUCCUAUGUGUUCGGCAACGUAUACAGGUUGCCUGACCAAACGCCAUCUCCACAGCCAGUGUCUCCACCAAAUCCAUACAAUCACAACACAAGUGGCACUCCAUCGCCAUACCAUAUGGGUGGUGGCAAUGGCAAUGGAAAUAUCAACAUGAUGUCACCCAAUCAUCCCUACUAUGGUCCUGGUACCGGAGGAGGACCAGGCGUUGUUAAUGGUUCUCCAAUCGACUUCGAUAUCUACCAACAACAACAGCAACAACAGCAGCAGCAGCAACAACAUCCCGGCACUAUGAACCAAUAUAGUAUGUACAGUCCAUCUUCCCAACCAGCCGCAGCCCAACAAUGGCCAGGUCCCUCGCACUUUAAGCAACCCAUGCCGAAUAAUAUCAAUAAUCUCAUCAAUUUCAACGUGAAUAAUCCUCUAACAGAGUCGGCAGGGCCGUCAUCUUCAGCCGCAUCAGCCUCAGCCACAGCCUCAUCCGCUCAGCUCAACCCCAAUAACAAUGGUCUGCAUUGGAAUGAUCCAACGCCAAUAUCAAUAUCCAACAAUAGCUUCAAAAUCGAACAUAUGCUGGCUAAUACUCAGCACAAUCACCAUCACCAACAGCAACAGCAAAAUCACAAUCAGGGCACUGGCGCUGCAGCGGGUUCAACUUCAGCCUCAACAAAUAAUAAUGAAGCACCCAGUGUCAUUAGUCUUCUCAAUAUCGAUAGUGACCAGUUAAUGGAAUUUAACUCAGCGGAACUUACGAAUUUGUCCUUAUCGUAACGUAAUAUGAAAAUUAUCAAUUUUUUAAUCUACAAAAUGUUUUAAAAUGGCGUAAUAAUAAAUAGUUC
Messenger RNA from Eupeodes corollae, 922 nucleotides. RefSeq lists its product as uncharacterized. Bases 12 to 854 code for a protein of 280 amino acids. The record is from RefSeq and is a predicted model, not a curated record. NCBI's taxonomy places the organism in Eukaryota, Metazoa, Arthropoda, Insecta, Diptera, Syrphidae. The transcript is spliced from 2 exons.